UAUGUUUGUUUCGCACGUUUCUACAGAUUAUUUGAAAACCACGUUUAAUUUUUUCUAUUACACGCAGAUCGCGGGGUUAUACCCGCGAUCCGCGUUUUCGUCCCUCAUUUUACGCCUCUACCCCGAACCUUCGCUCUCCUUCACUGAAAUCCAUUCGAAGUUGGUUGCUCUCCGUCGCCGAAAGCCAGGCUCCCCCUCCUACACAUCCUCUAUCGCUCUCCUCCGGGCCCCCUCCUCCUUCCGUCCGAUCCUACCCCAAAUAUCCCCUUCUCGAAACUCCGUUUCCUUUAAUUUUCCUCAGUACAGAAUGAGGCAGUUCGGCCAAGCCAAGCUUCCUGUUUCUUUCAUCUCCAAAUCAAGUUCAAGAUCCACAAGUUAAAGUUUGGAAGAAGCCGAUCUCUCUGUCAGGGUUCUUAAACAGAAAGCUAGGAAAAACCAGAGAAAAAUUAUUACAGGUGAUAAAUGUCUGCUUCGGUAUAAUAUCCAUCAGUCGUGUAUUUAGUGAGUUAUUAGCCCUAAUGGAGUUUAAUUCAUAGGGAAGGCAAUGGUCCUGCUAGCUGGUUGACGAAGUUGGGCUCUCUUGUUCAUGGAGUUACAGUUGACACUUUUCCUCCCCCUUAUCUCAGACAACUGAUUCAUGAAGAUACGUUGGAUAUACAUUCUUAUGGUUUAGUUAUUUUGGGUUUUUGAUAUCUUUUAAAUUUUCUUGGUGGUGGGAUCCUUAGGUUUUAUUUUUUUUGUGCUUUAGUGCUUUGGGUUUAGAAGGAUCUACAACUACUUUUUGUAUUGUGCUUGAUAUAAAUAAAAUUCUCUAUAAUAUGUAACUGCCCCUUUAUAAUAUUCCUUUCAAAUAUAACAUAAUAGAGUUGGAAAAAGCACAGAUUAGCAAUAAAGAAUACUGGGCAUGUAAAGCAAUAUUUAGCUUGAGCAUAGAAGAAACAAUUUCCUUUCUGUUAUUGCCACCUAAUUAGUACGAAUGAGCUAAGAAAAUGGAAUGAACAAUAUGGAUUUAUGACUUGACAUUUAUGAAGGAUGUACCUUUGUGCAUGCUUUUCACUGGUGAUAUAUUUGUAAUGGACAAAACUGAAUAUAUGGUAUCUCAUUUUAGUAGUGAUCGAUCUAGUGGCGGGGUUGUAACAAUGGUUGAUCAAGGCAUUAUGUUUCUAGGGAAGAGAAGCAUAAAAUCAAGUGUUGUUGAAAUGAUAAUUUUUGUAGCAUGAAUGACCUCUUA
Phalaenopsis equestris is the source of this 1231-nucleotide messenger RNA. RefSeq lists its product as uncharacterized. The transcript is spliced from 2 exons. Bases 2 to 379 code for a protein of 125 amino acids. The record is from RefSeq and is a predicted model, not a curated record. NCBI's taxonomy places the organism in Eukaryota, Viridiplantae, Streptophyta, Magnoliopsida, Asparagales, Orchidaceae.